Molecule: messenger RNA, 2591 nt
Organism: Megachile rotundata (alfalfa leafcutting bee)
Lineage: Eukaryota; Metazoa; Arthropoda; Insecta; Hymenoptera; Megachilidae
Product: TBC1 domain family member 31
Biological process (GO): cilium assembly
Cellular component (GO): ciliary basal body
Molecular function (GO): protein binding
Source: RefSeq, a predicted model, not a curated record
UUUUAUAUAAAAAAUGUUAUCAACGUUUGAAUUUUAAUUUCUUAUAAAAGGAUGUAUGUAAGCAAAUAAUGUAAACAAUGUCACGUCUGACACUUCCGAAUAUAAACAUAACCUUAAGAAGAUAGUGAGAAUGACAUUAUAUUAUUUCUAAAUACCAGUGAUAUAAUGUACAAGAAAGUAUGGAAGCAUUUAAGAAAAAUUGAUGAUACAUUUGAACUUGAACCAGAAACGAUAAAAAAGACACAAUGCUUUGUAAGAGUUAAUUUUGUACACAUAGCAUUUGAUUGUAACGAAGAACAUUUUGUUGCAACUGAUACAGCAGGAUAUUUAUAUUAUAUUGAUCUAACAAAUAGUUGCCCUUCCUACCAGAAAUUAGGAAAUGUUGGAAGAACAACUUUUAUAGCAUUCAAUCCUAUUAAUAACUUUGAAAUACUAAUUGGCCUGACCACAAGCGACAUAAAAAUUUUAAGAGUAAAUAUAAAUAUUUCCCAGUGUUGUUUAUUGAUCGCUCACAAGUUACCACCUGUACACAUUUCCUUUUUUAAACAAUACUGUUUAACAUCUUCGGAUAAAGAAGUCAUAAUAUGGUGUUUGCGUUCUUGCACCAAGGCUCAACAAUUAAAAAUUAAUACAAAGAAUAUUAUCUUAAAGAAAGCAAGUUUCUCAAACUUGGGACAUGUUGUUGUGUUGUAUAAUAACGAUACGUUACAAGCAUGGAACUUUAAUCAACUGGAAAAUGAUACUAAAAUUGACACAAAAGUAUAUGGUAUACGAAAUAUUAAAGAUUUCCUUUUCACACAAAAUGGAAGAGCAAUGAUCAUAGCUAGUGCUCAAAAUAAAAUCAUUAUUCUAAAUACAUGUAACUGGAAUUUAAUGAAAACUUUGAAUUUGCCAGAAAAUUUUAUUAACAUGAAGCAUUUGUCUCUUGUACCGCAACCUUUAGAUGGCGGUGCAAAUAAUAUAGUGGCAUGUCUUUCUCCAAGUUGUACCCUUUUUUUCUUUGAUUUGAAUCGAUCCUGUACAUUUGAAACUUUGCAUCUUAUGAAGCCCAUAAAAAAAAUUGUAAUUUCACCACUUGGUAGAUACAUAGCAUACAUCGAAAAAGAAGGACAUUUAAAAUUAGUAGUUACUGAAAAACUAUUUUCGGAAAAGUGUGGACCUUUACAAAAAUUAAAAGAACCAUGUAGGCCAAUCUCACACGGAAUACAUGAUCAUUUGUCAUACGUUCAAGAAAACAUAAAACAAGAAUUACACUUAGACAGACUGAUGCUUAUUUUGAAAGAAUUCGGAGAAUACCCUGAGAACUAUCGUUUACUAAUAUGGUCAACUAUUUUGAAACUACCAGCUAAUAAAAAUGCGUAUAAUAAUCUGGCUAAUAAAGCUGUCAACUCCAAUUUUGCAACUAAACUUUUAAAAAGCUAUCCAUUAGCUGACAGAAAUAAAAAAAUAUUAUUAACUACAACAAUAAAUUGUUUAAUACAAUGGUGUCCUUUAUUGGUACAAUGUUCAUUUCUACCAAACUUAGUUUUUCCGUUUGUUAUGGUAUUUCAGAAAAAUCUUCUAGUUAGUUUUGAACUUAUAUUGAGUGUGUUGCUAAAUUUUUGUCAAAAAUGGUUUGAAUAUCAUCCUUUACCACCUUUAAAUAUACUUGGUAUAAUAGAAAAUAUACUUCUGUAUACAAAUCCAUCUCUACUGAAUAUUUUUUGUGAACGAGGAAUAACAUCAAGUGAAUAUGCAUGGCCACUUUUGAAAACUGCAAUGAGCGAAGUUUUGUCUGGUUCUGAAUGGAUCAUUUUAUGGGAUCAUUUAAUAUCGUUUAAAAAACCUUCACUUUUGUUAAUGACUGUUGUUGCAUACAGUAUUUGCUCUCAUGAAAUUAUACUCUCUUCAUUGCAAACACAAGAAAGCAUUAAACGGUAUUUUACUAGCCAAGGCCAUAUCGGAGCCAAGGAGUUAAUAAAAGUUGCUCAGCAACUCGAUAAUGAUAUUCCAUUAAGAAUACAUCCUAAUUAUUAUAUCAAGAACGAAAUAGAUAUACUAUCUUCCAAAGGACCAUAUCAAUCAUUUAUGAUACAUGAUUUCCCGAAAUUUUUAACUGACGAUCUUUCUGUCGCUGAAUUAGAAAAAUUAAAAGAAAAGGAGCGAAUUUUUCAGGAGUGUAGUUGCAAAGAAUUAAAAAUUGCAGAAAAAAAUAGACUAAAAUAUGAAACGAAAGUUUUCAUGGAUCAAAUUCAUAGAGCAAGAUUAAGAGAAGCACAAAAAUGUAACAGAGAGCAAUUGUUAAGCAUAGACUGGAAAUCAAUGAAAUACCAAGCAAUGGAUACUUGUCUUUGCGAUUGUUCACAAAAUAUUCUACAUUUAGAUUUAUGUACCCCAGAUAAUCAAGGUAUUACAUACUCUAAAGAUGACAAAACAGAACAUUAUCACCAGUUGCAACAAAACGUUGAUAAAUUAGAAUAUGAAGUACAAAGUCUUUUGGAUUCACUAAGAUCUCAGAAGACGAAGGGUAUCCUACAUAAACAGUGUUUUUUAAUAACAUCAAGAGCAAUAUUGAUGAUAUAAUAUUAUAAAAUAAAAUUGUUUAUAUACCU